This is a messenger RNA of Trichomonas vaginalis G3, 1875 nucleotides long. RefSeq lists its product as uncharacterized. The transcript has a single exon. The record is from RefSeq and is a predicted model, not a curated record. Bases 1 to 1875 code for a protein of 624 amino acids. NCBI's taxonomy places the organism in Eukaryota, Parabasalia, Trichomonadida, Trichomonadidae.
AUGAGUAACGAAAAAAUAGAGCCCUCUACAAUGAAUUAUGUCUUCGACAUGUUCGGAAAGAGUGUUUCUCAGAUGCUUCAGAGUUCUGUUACUCAACAAACAAUGAUUGAUGAACUUAGAGCUCAAAUUCGAUCAUUACAAACACAAGUUACAAACGUAUGCAACAGUUUUCAAGAUUUUGAAGAUAGAUUAUACAUUAAAGUGCAAGAAAUGCGCCCAACAAUCUACACACGCGAUGGAAUUCCGAUAGAUGAUGCACUUGAAAUGAUGCAAAACAAAAUAAAUCAGUGCACUGAUAAGGUUCAACAACAAAAUGAAACACUUGAUCGUUUUGAUAUUGAUUUAAAGCAAAAAAUCGAUCAAGAUGCAUUCGAAUCGCAAUUUCGAGAUGCUAAAAACGCAAUUGACAGUUACUCAGAGAUUACUCAGACUAUUCAAACUCUACAAAAAGAUUUUCAGAAGCAAAGAGACGAUAUGGAUUCGUUAACGGAGCAUGCGAUGCAAAUGGUACAACUCAAAAUCGAACAAUUCUCUAAUAACAAGACUCCUCUUGGUGAAGCAGAUGUUCUCGAUGCAAAUGAUGAGUAUGCUAAGAAAUCUUACGUUGAUCAACAAAUUAAACUCGUAGCAUCAAAUCCAUUUGGACUUCCAGAUAUGUCAUCAUUUACUCCAUCAGGAGAUAACAUUCAAGACCAAUUUACUUUAUUACAAAUGCAACAAGAGCAACUUGAAAAAGCAUAUCAAGCUCAAAAAGCAAAAUUAGGACAGAAUUACGAUCAGUUAUACAGCAAAUUAGAUGAAGAAGAGGAUGAAGAUUUCGAAGAUGACAGCAAAGAAGAAAUUUUUGUUGAUGAUUUCGAUCUUGGCGACGAUUUCAUUUUCGAAGACUCUGAACCGGAGAAAGAGAUUGAAUUCCGUUCUAUUUCCAUUGAUAAUGAUGGAAAUAUCGAUGACGAAUCAACCUAUACAGAUAAAAAGCACUCAACAGGUUCAAGAAGAAAUGUUGGUGUUCAAGCUCAAAUUCAAGCUAAAAAGACGGCCAGAAGUCAUCUCAGAGAACAGAUUAAAGCCAAGAAAGCACAAACAGAAGCUCCUUCAGCAGCCACAACUAAGGAAGUCUCUGGAGGUGGAGCAACUUUGUCUUCAGCCGAUGAACAAAAGAUCCAGAAUUCCAUUGUUAACUCCAUCAUGACUAAAGUUGAGAACAUGUUAAUUGACUUCUUCUCGAUGCAGAGUGGACUUAAGCUAGAGAAGAAUGAUGCCAAAGUACUUAUUAACCAAUUAUCUGUUGUCCAGAAGUUGAAAGAUGAAUACAAGAAACUCAAAUUGUUGUUACAAGGUAAAAUGGACAGUUUGAAAUGCAACCAAGAGCUGGAAAUAAGAGUCACAAGGCAAGAUUUCUUCAGUUACUUGACACAGAUAUUCCCCAAUAACCAAUUACUUCAGAAAGUCAUGCAAUCGUCAGUUAAAACUACCUUGCCAACUCUCAAGAAAGAAUCGCCAAGAUCAAGGCCGAAGACUUCUAUUGAUGAUAAAGAUGAAAUCAGAGUUAGAGCUAAAACAGCGAAAACUCAGAGUUCUACACAACAACAGAACUUAGUUCCUGCAAGGAAUUCAAGACUAUUGGCUCUCAACCAGAAGUUCUUGAGAGGUGCUGAUGGUAGAUAUUACUUGAGAGAUUUAGGUGGCGAACAAAGUGGAAUAACUACACCAAAUAUUACUGGACAAACUAAGACAGGAAUGAAUCCUGAAAACGCAAUGGAUUUCCAACCAUUCGUUCCUGAUACUCAUGUUAAAACAGAUACAAAUGAAAGAGCAAUGACUGCUAUGUCAUCAAAGCAUAGAUCUAAGACUCCUACUGAUUCUACAGAAUAA